Ziziphus jujuba (common jujube) is the source of this 1709-nucleotide messenger RNA. RefSeq names its product EP1-like glycoprotein 2. Lineage: Eukaryota; Viridiplantae; Streptophyta; Magnoliopsida; Rosales; Rhamnaceae. The record is from RefSeq and is a predicted model, not a curated record. The transcript has a single exon. Bases 56 to 1387 code for a protein of 443 amino acids.
CCCACCCUAAUCAACAAAGACAACACACAAUCCCCCCAGAACCCGAAAACCAAAUAUGGCUCUUUCAAGUUCAUGUUUUCUCUUCAGUGCCCUUCUCUUGGGCUACUGCUUCUUGUUUGUUGCAACACAAGCUCAAGUUCCAGCCCAACAAACCUUCAAAUUCAUCAACCGCGGCGAAUUCGGACAACCGACCGCCGAAUACAAUGCCAACUACCGUGUCAUCCAAACCAAAAAUAUUAACUUCUUUACGUACCCUUUCCAGCUGUGCUUCUACAGUACCAUCCCUGGUGCUUACAUAUUGGCCAUCAGAGCAGGCAUUCCGGGAGACCAAACCCCCAUGCGGUGGGUCUGGGACGCCAACCGCAACCACCCGGUGGGCGAGAACUCCGUCCUCUCUUUCGCCUCGAAUGGAAACUUAGUGCUGGCCGAGGCAAACGGCCGAAUCGUGUGGCAAACGAACACGGCCAAUAGAGGUGUCACCGGCAUUAAAUUGCUCCCCAAUGGCAACUUGGUCCUUCACAAUGCCAAAGGAAGGCCCAUCUGGCAGAGCUUUGAUUAUCCAACUGACACUCUUCUAGUUGGCCAAUCGCUUCGGACCAACGGCAUUAACAAGCUCAUAAGCCGUAAGUCUGACACAGAUGGCUCUGAUGGGCCCUACAGUUUGGUCCAUCAAGAAAACGAAGGGUUGUAUUUGUACGUGAAGGACAACUACGGCCAGCUUAUCCGAUACAGCGGUUGGGGCUACGCUGAGCGUGCGGCCACCGUGGUCUUCGACGGAAAGGCUGCCGAGAACCACAACUCUACGGCUCAUGUACUCGCUUUUACAGCCUACAGAAACCAAACAACUCUUCCACCACCUAGCGAUAUAUUCACCCUCAGAACACUCAACUAUAACACGACCCUUUCUUUCGUAAGAAUUGGGUCCGAUGGCAAUCUCAAGGCCUACACAUAUCAGGUGGGCAGCAAUGGAAGGAGCUCCAAAUGGGAAGAGGGAUUCGCAUAUUUCUCGACAUAUUGGGCUAGCCUAUGCUCGCUGCCCACCAGGUGCGGUUCAUUCGGGUUGUGCGAAAGGGGCGUCUGCUUGGCUUGCCCCACACCCAAAGGUCUCGUAAGUUGGAACCAGAGCUGUGCACCGCCCAAGUUGUCACCUUGUCAGAAUGGAGCGGCCAAGAAGGUGAAUUACUAUAACGUAACUGGGGUGCAGCAUUUUACGGAUAAUGUAGCCAAUGGCGGAGAAGGAAUGAGCUUUGAGGAGUGCAAAAGCAAAUGCGAUGCGGACUGUAAGUGUUUGGGGUUCUUCAUGUUCGAAGAUUUUAGGUGUAUCAUUGCUACGGUGCUGGGAACCCUUCGAAAGGCUGAGAAAACCACUGCUUAUAUCAAGUAUUAAAUCGAACUUUUAUGUGUGAGAUGACUUAUGGUACAGGACCUCAUAUAUUUGCCCAUUAGGCUGUCCUUGCAAGGUUGAUGAUUUAUGGUGUUAGUUAAUAUUAUUUUGCAUAAACUAUGGAUAUGUUAUAUAGCUAGUGUUUCGGCUUUUGAUUUUCAAUAUAUAUAUAUAUAUAUAUAUAUGUUGGAAAUUAAAAAAUUUUAUUUGAAAAAAUAAAAUAAUGAUUAUUACCAUUGUGGCGAAUGUUUUGGCUUUUAAUUAAGAAGUAUAAAUUCCCUUGUAACAGCCACAGCAUUAUAAAGAAUAAAAUUCAUUUGUCUUA